Aspergillus viridinutans is the source of this 705-nucleotide messenger RNA. RefSeq lists its product as uncharacterized. The coding region runs from base 1 to 705 and encodes 234 amino acids. NCBI's taxonomy places the organism in Eukaryota, Fungi, Ascomycota, Eurotiomycetes, Eurotiales, Aspergillaceae. The record is from RefSeq and is a predicted model, not a curated record. The transcript has 2 exons.
AUGUAUUCGUCGGCUCUUCCUUGGGUUUUCGAUGAACUCGAGCAGGCGUUUCUCGAAACCAGUGGUUUCUAUUUGAGCCGACAGAAUCACCGUCACUCAUACACCAAAGCCGAGAUCGAUUGUCUGGAGGCACCAGCUUGGGAUUCAUUUCAUGAAGGUGACGGGCAGAUAAGACUCGAAGGCCAAGAUCCAACCCUGGUCGAGAAGACGCUUGAGUUCCUCUACACGGGCAACUAUACGUACGACCCACCAGAAGACGCGGAGAUGGAACCACUGUCAGAGGGAGAGAUAGAACUUUUUUCAGGGAAGGAGGGACAAACAAGCAUUGCAAAUCCACGGACCGGGAGGGCCUGCUUCCACGCGCAGAUGUAUGCCCAGGGCGACUAUUUCCAAAUUAAUGCUCUCAAGUGGAAGGCGAAGGAGUACUUCAAGGAGCACUUCAUGGAGUCCUUGAGGUUUCUUCCUCGAGAUUCGUACACCGCUGCUGUCAUUGAAGUGUACAGUUCCACAGCGGAGAAUGAUCGGGGACUCAGAGAUCUUGUCGUGCAACUUACAACCAAUAACCUGCCACUUCUGAGAGAGGUGGAUCCUAUACUGGACAGCAAUCUCUUGGAGGGUGUUCCCAGCUUCAUGCGUGAUAUUUGCCUUUCUGCGGUGGAGAGGUGUGUUCAGCUUCAAAGAGACCACGGAGACUGGUGCUCCUAG